Apis dorsata (giant honeybee) is the source of this 10205-nucleotide messenger RNA. RefSeq lists its product as uncharacterized. Gene Ontology annotation, cellular component: plasma membrane; exocytic vesicle. The record is from RefSeq and is a predicted model, not a curated record. Bases 16 to 9996 code for a protein of 3326 amino acids. NCBI's taxonomy places the organism in Eukaryota, Metazoa, Arthropoda, Insecta, Hymenoptera, Apidae. Gene Ontology annotation, biological process: exocytosis. The transcript has 22 exons. Gene Ontology annotation, molecular function: neurexin family protein binding.
ACGCACACCUACACCAUGUCACUUGCACGCUGCGUCAGCGAUAAAGAGCGCCGAUUGGUCGCUUCACCGGUUGCUUCUCUGUUCGGUUCAAGACCUAAAGCGGCUGCGCGGUCCAGAAGACUGAAGGCUGAUCUGCAAUAUCUGCGGAGGAGGGGACUUCUGAAGGCGUCGGGUGAACUAUCGUACCAAGGACGUAAAUGCACCAGAUGCGGUGCACCGUUUGGUAGAUUUUACAACACCGGUGCACCGUGUACGCGGUGCAGGCACAGAGUUUGUAGGCAGUGCCGUAUCGAGGUCAGGAGCCCCACCGAUAACAAAGAAGUCGAAUGGAUCUGUAACGUUUGCUACAAGAUCGCAGAAUUGCACGUUGUAACCGAGAAAUGGACCUUCGAAAAUUCGGUAUGUAAAGGAUCUAUAAAUGGAAAAGCAGCGUCGCCCGUAGAAUUAUUGAAGCAUAGCAUCAGACGAGCUUGGACUAUUAAUGGUCCACCCACACGCUGGUCAGCGGCCAGGAAAUCGGCCGAGUUUCGAGUGUAUCGGAGUUUGCCGUCUCGUCAUCAAGAAUACCGAGAAAUCAUUACCAAGAGCGAAAUCGUAAAAUCGGCCGACAUCGAAACAUCGAAUAAUACGAAGGAACCAGUUAUCGACGAGGCAACCUUACAUACCGAGGACUGUAAUGAUUCUACGAAGGAGGAUCCAUGCAAAGAUGCGAUAACGAAGAGCGAAUCGAUCUCUGUUCACGAGAAAUUCACGCCACGAGUCGAGACGAACGAACGAACGAACCCGAAACGAGGGGAGAAAUCGUCCAAUAAACAGGAAGAGGAAGUGCCAUCGUUGGAUGCCAUAAAAACGAAGAGAAACGAGCGAUCCUCGUUGGCCAAUGGUAAUAAAACGAAAAUCGAAGAGCAGGAGCAGGAGGCCGGUAGCCAGGAGCAGUGCACGCCGAGGAUUUCUUUGAUAAAACCACCGAGGAUAUUGUCCAAGUUUAUUUCACCGGAGAUAAAAUCGGGUACGAUUAAGCAUGGGGAGAGAAAAUCGAAUAUACCGAUAUUUAAGAGAAGUUCCAAGGAGUUUGAGGAUAUUAGAAGCCCCCAAGAAUCACCUAAACGUUCUCUCAUACCUCAAAGAUAUCGAGGAAGUACCGAUGAUCUGCGUCGCAGCCGCGAGGAUAUAAGUUUGCCUAGCUUGAUCCCAAAACUGCUCUCUCCCCGUAUCAAGGAGGACCGAUUGAAGCGUCAGGACAGCAAAGACGAUAUCCGUUGCUCGUCCAAAUCGAUUAGAAAAGAUACGAAAGAGGAAUCUCGUGGAUCUAGCGUCCAAUCGAUAGGGAAGGAGGACUCCAAGUACGUUAUACGACUAUUCCGGCGGGACAACAGCCGCGAGGACGUGGGUAGGGAUAGUUUGAAUUCAAAUGCGAAUAGCUUGGCCUUAGCUGCAAAAGGAAAGCAAACUGGUAAAGAAGAGAAGCAGGAGAGGACGGAGGAACAACGCGUGGGCGUCUCGACCACGUCGAAAUCGAAAUCGACGGUGCACGAACAAGGAAAGACGAAGGCAAGAGAAGGUAGCAAGGAGAGCUUGGAUGGGAAGAGGAAUGACGAGGAAGGGCCAUGUGCGAGCCAGCAUGAGAGAGUGAAAGCGGAGGCCAAGGAACAGACGAUGCUCGACGUGGUCGUCAACGACGAGAAGAAGCUGGUGGAAGAGCAAGAGGGCGUGAAGAAAGGAGAUAAGGAGGAGAUACGUGGAUGUACGGAGGCGAGGAGAGAAGGAGAGUCGAUGGUCGAGGAGGCAGAAGUAUUCGAGAACGAUAAGAAUAAGGACUCUAUGAAGGAGACUAGUGAGAGUUUGAUAGAAAAUUCUGAACCUGAUUGCAAUGCGUUUGGGACGUUUGAGAGAAAGGAUAUUGGAAUACAUGGAAGGAGAUCCGACGAUUUUCAAGUGGUACGGAGGAAAUUUUCAAAAGAGGAGUUUUCUAAUCCUGAUGACACGGAUGACACUCCCAAUAAACGCUGUUCCAGUCAUUUAUCUCCGGAAGCGAGUCCACUGAGCACAAGAUCCUCGAGAUACAGCCCAAGGGAGAGCGAGAGCGAGCCAACCCCGGCACUUCCACGGAAAACAGGCGACUCGUGCUCGGCAUCCCAAAGAAUACGGGAUGCGAUCACGAGGACCAGAAGGGAAUCGAAUAGCAGUACUAGAUACGAGAGUAGCGGUAGCGAGAGUGUGAGAUUAAGUGAGACUGGUCUUCAUGGAUACGUAGAACUGGCUAGAAAAGUGAAAUUUUUCGGUGGUAACGGAAGUGGCACGGUUCCAUUAACGAUCGGAAGUGAUGAAGUAGUGCAACGCGAUAGCGCAACAAGUGCAGGUGAAGAUGAUCCUCACGAUGAUAAUCAUGGAAGAACAGGUCCUGUUUCUUCUCAAGGAAGAAGCAUGCUUCGUAGAAGAAGACAAUUUGACGCCCAAGGUUCCAGACGAAGAGGCCGAUCACACGCGAGGACCUGUUGUGCCGAGGAAUUGCAAGGUUUCCAAACGUUGCACGUGAUUGGCCGGGACGGAAGGCAGCACAGUCCUACCGGAAGUCAACAGGAGCAGCCGCUGGUCGACUACAGGCGGCUGGUGUUCAUCAGCUCGGAUUCGUUGGAGGAUUGCGACUGGGAUUAUUUCGAGAGUGGGUCUCUGCCGCUGCCUGCCGGAAUUCCGGUUGCCAUAAGCACGAACAACGUUGGCACGGAGACGACGAGCGCGGCUCAGGAUUGGAGCUGUUGUCCUGGACGCGGGUCCACUGCUUGUCAGGAAGCUUGGAUUUUGGAUGAAAGAAUCUAUUAUCAAUUUCGUCGUUGCAAGGUAGCUUGGAUAGUGGAUGACGAUAUUUAUUAUCUCUAUCAUCGUUUUAAGGCCUGUGGAGGUUCUCGAGGAGCAAACGUAUUACCAGUACCAGUACCAAUUCCAGUUCCAGUCCCAUAUCCGGUCCCAGUCCCGGCAUCUCUGUGGACCAGCGACUUUGCAGCAGCCGCAUCCUCCAUGAUAAGUCGCAGCGGCGAUGCCCACUCAGAGCCAGGAACACUGAGGUUGAGAGGCGACCCAGCUGCACCCUGGUUCGCCUGGCACCCACGAUUCAACCAACCCUUGCACGGUUCCAGACUCGAUCCAAGGUUGACCAACGUGUUCGACCCCGCUACCCUAGGUUCCUUCACGCCCGACCAAGUGUUGUACUCGACCAUCGAACCAUCCUCCAUACCGACCACCGAAGAGCUUCGUCAACGAAUGACCAACCUGCACAUCAAUCGAGACGAGAGCGACGAUGCUGCGAACACGAAAUCCGUGGAAACGAGGCAAGAGGCCGCUUUGCUGGAUGUUUCGAGCGAGUUGAAAGUUGUUGAUCAAUUAUCCACCGAUGUACAGAUAAAUAAGGAUAAAUUGGAGGAGUCGAAGAAGGGAGGAAGCGAUGACGAGACGAAAGAAGCGAAAGAGGAUGAGGAAACGAGCUGUCAAGAUUCUGUGAGCGUCUCUUUUGAGAACAGAAGGGGGCAAAGAAUGUACGAGGACUCUGGCAGUUCUUCUGGCCGAUCCUCGGCGGAUAGUAGCGACUUGGAGGACGAUUCCUCGUCCCACAGGUUCUCCAGGGUGUUCGUUGUGAACGACGAUUCACUCACGAGCGACAAUGACAUUGAAGAUAAUGGAGACGAGGACGAAGAUUCUGAUUCCGCUGCCGAGGACGGUAUCACUUUGAAGAGAGUCACGGCUCUUCCCGACGAAGAACCUGUGGUCCUCCAGUACGUUAGAUUCUUCAACGAGGACACGAAUUUUGAGAAUGCGAAUGGAGAAGAUUCGGAGAAGGAUAGAACGAGAUCCAGCUGCAAGGAUGACAGCUUGGAGAUGAAAGAUACGUCUGAACGAGAUGGGAAUGUUAAUGAGAAACGUAGAUCUCGAGGUAGAAGGCAUAAUUUAGAAAUAAGCGAUAAGAGGAUUUCUUUGUCGUUGCAGCAACGAGAGAUGCCCGAGGAAAUGUACAUAGCGAGUGACAACGAUUGUUCAGAGAGUCAGAUCGAGUUAAAAUCUAUAAAAAGUUUGGAUCCUGACAGCAUAGAACCUGUUAUAUUCGAUAAUUCCACCGAGAGCGUUGUAGAAAGGGUAGAGACAGUUAUGGAAGAAAAUAACCUAAAAAUCGUCGAGGUUCCCUUACAAGAUGAAACAGAAUCUAAUAAUGAAAAUAAUUUGGAUAAUCAAACGCAAUUGUCAUCCACCGAUACCUGGGACUCUAACAUAAUUCCAGACUCGUUGGAGGUCUCUGCACAGGAAAUCGUGAACGACAACGAGGAGAGUUCGAAGUUUCACUCAAGAAUCGAAAAUCACAUUAAUUCCGAGGAUAAUAACAAUCAUUUUGAAACAAUAAUCGGUAAUUCUAAAAUAAUCAAUGAUAAUCAUUCGUGCGCACCAACUGAUUCAAAUUUAAAUAUAACGGAAAAUUCUUUAGGAUGCGAGAGUUUCACCAGCAACGAAACGAACACGACAGGCAGCGAGAUAAGCAGCGACGAGCUUCACGAGUACGAGGUUACAUCGUCAAACGCCAUCUUUUUCGAAAACAAUGAUUUACUGUCACGAUUGAACAAAAGUAACGAAGAAAGGACAUCGUGGCUGAAUCAACAACAAAGCAACAACAAGAAUGCCAAUUACGAGGAAUCCGGCAUCGCGGCAUCGAACAGCGCGAGAUGGAGGGAGCAAUUAUUAUCGCAAGUCGAGGGAACAAUCGUUGAGCAACCUUUGGAGGUUAUCGAUACCGAGAUCGAUUCAUUACCAAUCGCCACGGAGGAUGAUCGAUCGAGUCGAACUGCAUCCAAAGAUGGCGCGACAGGAGACGACGACACAGAGUCAAAAUCAGACUCGAACGUGGGCAAGAUCGAAACAACGGUGGACAAGAUACAAGAAACGUUGAGCGCAGGUAAAGCGGAUAAUGCGCAUGACAGCACGGUGAGAGGCGAGUGUUCUGCCUCUGGUCAGGUAGUAGGAGAAGUGGGAGGUGGAGGUGGUGAAGGUGGUGGUAGUGGUGGUGGUAGUAGCGGCGUGGAAGAGGGGAUAGAAGGGGUUUCGACACGGUUUCUCUCAGUCGAGCGACGCCCGUCCAUUGGAAAGGAGAAUGGAUUCCCCGCUGCUGCGUCGACCAAGGAUUCUAACAUCAGAGACAACAGUUUUAUUCAUCAAUAUUCACCAACGACGGCCAACAACAGCAACAAGUACAGAAGCCUCGUGAUGAUCACCCAGGAAGCAUCGUACCAGCCGGUGAGCGUGAUCACCUCGGAUACGACAACCUUGUUGCAGCCGGAUGAAGUGCACCAGGCUAGCCAAGGCCUGGCUGGCUACUUCCAGCUGGCAUUGGAGGCCGUCUCGGAGCAACCGCAUCGCAAGAAUGGCCAGGGACCGAGGAAACCGUUGAUGGUGAAGCGUUUGGCCAGUGUGACUGCGAAUCAUUCGGAAACGGAGGUAGACAGCGGGCUGAGUGUUGGUAGUGCUAGUGAAAGCGACGAUGUUUCGGUGAAAAAUUCGGCGAAAAUUGGUAACAAAGUGGAGAGCAACGAGGAAAACGUUGGCAAAGAGCGUUUGGUUGGUAACGAGCAUCGUGAAGGCACAAGGACACGUGUCUCGUCGCAGUCCAGCGAUGAAAAUUCUGCUGGCGGUGGGGUGGUGAUCUUGGAGGAAGGCCUGGCUGACGAUGAUUCAUGGGUGGAAGAGGUUUCUCACGACGAGGAUGAGCCUGGAGCUACGACGGCCACCGAGGAAAGCUCUGAGGAUGAAGCCAAUAAUCUUGGGGAUAGGGAAGAGGAACUUCGUGGCUAUCAUAGACAGGCUAUCGACUUUACUUUGCACACCAUCGUGGAGGAAUCUUGCGAGGAGAGCGAAGCUGAGCCCAGUUUGGCCGCUGGCAGUCCAUCCAAGAAGCAGAGACCUCCGUCGGCCUCUGAACUGGAGAAGUACUUCUUCUUUGGCCUUGGUGGUGAUGGAAAUAAUUCAAGCAUGGGUUCACGCGAGGUGGACAGUCUUUCAGAGACUUCGUCCAUUUAUUCGGAGGGUUUGGAGUCACUUGGACAGGACGAGGCUCCAGGAAAUGGACAGAGUCAGGAGAGGUCGAAUUCUGGAGAGGGAUUUUUGAAUUCAUCCAGAUUGGAAAAAUACUUUUUGUCGGAAUUUCUAGGGUUCGAUCAAGACAGGAGAGAUUCGGAUGGUUCCGUAGGAAGUGAUUCUGAAGGAAGACCCAGUCCAGAGGCACAGAGAAGGAAGAAGCUGGUUCGCGCGAGAGGUACCGGUAGAUCGCACAGUUCUUCCUUGGAUAAUUUACUCGCCCUUACUCAAAGUUCGCAGAACUUGAGCUCGCAGAACUCUCUUCAGGAUUUGAGUUUGAAUCAGGAUGCGCAAGAGACGCAAUCAGAAGGCUCAUCCACGGAGACUGAUGGAGCAGAUGAUGGACAAACAGCGGCCUUUGGGACGGAUGGACAAUUUGACACUGUGAAACGGAAGAAGAAGAAGCCUAGAAAUCUAGGCACGCAGAGUCCACGUGUUCCUGACGAUAGGAAUAAAACUCCUGAGCCUAACAGAGAAAUGGUGUUGGUUGGAGAAGUAGUGAUGGAAAAUGAUGCAGAAGCUAUUAAUUCUGAGGACUCUGAACGAGCAAAAACACCUCAACCAGAAUGUAUUUUGUCUUCUUCUUCCUCUCCAUCCGGUACCGUCAAUGCUUCUUUAACUUCAACGUCGCUUGUCGAUUCUUCCAGGAAUGUACAAAUGAGUUCAGGAGAAUCUUUGAACUACAAUCAAAGGUCGAAACAGCAGUCAAGAGAUUCUGGAUUUGUAGGCAGUUGUGACGAUCUUCUGCAACAUCAGAAAUUACCAGAGGAUGGCCAACCUGGUUCCGAAAUCAGUCAAGAGAGUGGAAAAGAUCGUUCCAAUAACGAAACUGGUGAGAAUGUUCAAGAUGCGAAUCAAAUUUCCAAUGAAGGUAUCUCUGGAAUCGAGAAAGGAAACGUGGUUAAGGUAGAUCAUCAUUUAAGUCACACUGCGCUGCCUCACUUGCCAAACGCUUCUCUCUCGAGGAAGGAUAGCUUCAACAAUUGGUCCAGUGACGAGGAAACGAACUUGAUGAUGUCCAAGAUGAGACAAUUCUUCAAAACCAUGGUGGCCAAUUCGAAUGGGCAAAAUCAGAACACAACUAAUGCAAAUUCAAGCGCAGCUUCACCUGCACCCAGCCCUAGAUUAGCGGGCUAUGCAUCAAAAGCCAGAUUAUGUUCACAAAACCGUACAAAGCCACCUCAACUGGUAUAUUUUGAAAACGAAUUGACUAGAUUAAUGAAAACAGUACCAGGGAUUCGAGACGAACAAGUAAGAGAAAUAGUCGAAUACCUUAGCUCUGAAGACACGUGGUCAGAUUCAUAUGAUAGUUCUGAUUACACUAGCUCCGACUUGGAAGGAGCAGCAGGUGGUCGCAGAUCAGCUUUACAGGAACAGAUCUCGCAGAGUUGUCAACAAAUUAUCAGCAAAUUUGACACGACGUCGGGUGACAAUCUAUUAGACAAAGAGAGAGAAGAUAAAACUGUGCCAACUCCUGGAAUUCAGCCACCCUGUUUAGGCAGAGAUACUGCGUUUGUGUAUCAGAAAUUAGUUCAGAGUUUCACAAAGAUGGCAGGUGAUGGAGUUAGUUCUGAUGCCAAUUCGACACCGCACAGUAGUCCACCAUUGAUAGCUAAAGUGAUGCAUCAUAUAGGUAGUAGAUUGGUUGCUUUAAUGCAUGAAGUCUCUGAAGGUGGGCCAAGUGUGCAGCAUCACUCCACUAGUUGGAGACGUUAUUCUCAACAUCACAGAACACCUUCCUCAGCUUCUACCACUGAAGAUGAUGAUUCCACUUCAGAUUCUACUAAUGCACCUUCGUCGACGCAUUUGCAGUUACCCAGAUCAAAAUCUCAUGAUCCUUUAUUGUUGAUUAAUAGUCAUCCAGCAGCUUCCACUGGACAAGAGGGAGAGGAACGAGAAGCUAGUGAUUAUGAGAGGUUCUCUUGGAGAGGCAGCUUUGAAUCAGCGCUAAUGGCUGCUGAUUCUAGGACGAAAUUAAGCCUUUUGGCUUGUUCUGGAGAUAGUGUCGGUGCUAGUGCUAGUGCUAAUGCCUUAGCAAUGGCAGCUAAGAGAAGAAGUGCUGGAGAUUUGUUGUUCAAUCCUAAAAGCUUUUCAAGAGAACAAUUGGACAGAGUUAGGAGCUGUGGUUCCAUUGGGGGUGGAAGUGGUGGUGCUGCCAGUGCUGGAUCAGUGGAAGAAAGAAUCUGGAGUAAUAGAAGAAGAUCAUCUGUUCCUGAUGCUAACACAAGAGGGGAAUCUGAUACGUCUACAGGUGACGAGGACACCGAAGACGAGCUCGAGUAUAGUGGUGAAUCUCGAGCAACGACUCUUCCACGCGGAAUGCAAUCUGCCAUCACUGCUGCUACCAAUUCUUUACCACGUUUACCAGCGUCCACCGCACCUUCCGGUUUAACGACGACGUCAACCACGCCAUCAACGACAAUGCACAAAGCGCACAGUGUCUAUCAUUUUUUGCCUCAACAUUCUGGCGUGAAAUCGGCCAGAUACCGUCCUCCAGGAUUCGCGAGGAACAGCAAUGUUCCUGGUGUAUUGGGAGGACCAAAACGUGCGGUCAGUGCUCCGGGACUCCAGGUCUCAGGAUCUCAGUCUUCCAAUGGAAAACGGGACAAUUCGAGGUCGAGAAGGCAGCAGACUAUGUCUCUCACGCCUGACGAUGGAAGCAGCUUGUCGGAAGCGUGCAGCACUCCGAUCAUCGGCGCAGGAUCACGAGCAGGCUCUAGUCACACGGUGAUCGACGUGGAUGACAUGGAUUCUGGAUUGCAUUCUGGACACCUUGCCACUCGGGCAUCCUUGUCCAGUCUUGGAGCACGUUCAGAUUCGAUGGCGUCGGUUUAUAGCGGUGCUGGUGAGGGACGGUGCUGUCGCUCGGUGGUCGUCACCGGAGAAGUCGAAUUCGCGUUGCAAUAUGAUUAUAAACAUCUAACGUUCGAAGUGCACGUAACGAAAUGCAAAAAUCUAGCACCCGUUGACGUAAAACGCAAACGUUCAGAUCCUUAUUGCCAAUUUGUAGGAGCUUUCAACACAUACGUGAAAGUGUAUUUAUUACCUGACAAAUCAAAGAGCGGGAAACGAAAGACAAAAGUGAAGAAGCACACACUGAAUCCUGAAUUUAACGAGACAUUGAAGUUCCAUAUGAGUCUGAGCGGCCUAGAGACCAGAACAUUAUGGCUGACUGUUUGGCAUUCAGACAUGUUUGGACGCAACGAUUUCCUCGGCGAGGUUCGAAUGCCCUUGGAGAACAAAAUCUUCGAUGAUCCUACGCCCAAAUGGUAUCCUCUUCAAGAACGAACAGAACCGUUCGAUGACCCUGUUGCAUACAAAGGCGAGGUGAUCGUCGGUUUGAAGUUCGUGCCACCGGAUCCUACGCAACAGGAACGUGAUCGAGAAGCAGGAUCAGAACGUGGUACCUCUAAGUCUAAGAAGAAUAUGAGCCGUGGCGCGUUACACGUGCUCGUAAAGGAAGCUAGAAAUUUGCAAACCAGGGCAAAGAAUUCAGGAACGUGUGAUCCAUUCUGUAAAAGUUACUUAUUACCUGACAAGGGUCGAUCAGGAAAACAAAAGACUGGAGUAGUUCGCAGAUCAGGUGGUUCACCAGUAUGGGGUCACACUUUCAUUUACAAAGAUGUGAGUCUUCAAGAAUUAGCAGAACGUGGACUGGAAUUAACAGUCUGGGAUCACGAUCGUAUUGCCAGCAACGAAUUUUUAGGAGGUGUUCGAUUUAAUCUUGGUACAGGAAAACAUUAUGGAAAACCAGUAGAUUGGAUGGACGCAACCGGUCGAGAAUUAUCCCUUUGGCAAAGCAUGCUUGAGAGGCCGAAUUUCUGGGUGGAGGGUGCCGUGACUUUGAGGCCAAAUUUGCAUAAUCAUGGGAAAAACAGCAACACCUAAUCAUUAUGUAUCGUCUCAGUGAUUUCUUUUGUACUUAAAUGACACUCGAGUGUUCACUCGUGGACCUUGUUAGUUCCAUCUCAAAGAAGCUCGUUACGCUUCGGCCUAGUUUAACUUCAAACGCAAAUAUGUAUUAUGUGUCAGUGUAAGCGGACCACAUUCGUCUAAUAAUUUCGAAAUGCAACUUUCGAAAAAAAAAAAAAAAAAAA